GGCGCUGCUCUGUGUGCGACGGUUUAAAUGGUCCGAUCAGUAACAAAGCUUCAUGUACACAUGAGCCGAGAGGAAAGAAACAGCUCUACGAAUGACACCGACGGUGAAAAGACCUCAGCAAGUGGAUGUGAUGAAUAUUAGUCGUCAGACUGAUGACCUUAAACAAACGAAUGUCUUCAAAGAUGAAAAUCCAGACUGCCAAAGAGGUUUAGAGACAGAGGAUGAACCUUUGCUCCAAGAAAACCCCAGGCGGUUUGUCAUCUUCCCCAUCCAGUACCAUGACAUCUGGAAGAUGUACAAGCAGGCACAAGCCUCCUUCUGGACAGUAGAGGAGGUUGAUCUAUCCAAAGACCUGGCACAUUGGGAUGGUUUGAAACCCGAAGAAAAACACUUUAUCUCGCAUAUUCUCGCCUUCUUUGCUGCAAGUGAUGGUAUCGUCAAUGAGAACCUGGUGCAGAGGUUCAGCCAGGAGGUGCAGGUCCCAGAAGCCCGCUCUUUCUACAGUUUCCAGAUCCUAAUAGAGACUGUUCAUUCAGAGAUGUACAGCAUGCUCAUCAACACUUACAUUAGAGACCUGAAAGAGAGGGACUAUUUGUUUAACGCCAUUCAGACCAUGCCUUGUGUGAAACGAAAAGCAGACUGGGCCUUACAGUGGAUCAAUGACAGCAAAUCCACAUUUGCUGAGCGAAUUGUGGCGUUUGCUGCUGUUGAGGGAAUCUUCUUCUCUGGUUCAUUCGCUGCCAUUUAUUGGCUCAAGAAGAGAGGCCUCAUGCCUGGGCUCACCUAUUCCAAUGAGUUGAUUAGCAGGGAUGAGGGUCUGCACUGUAACUUUGCUUGCCUGCUGUACAGCUACCUUGUGAAAAAGCCAUCUAACGACAGAGUGAAGGACAUCAUCACCAAAGCUGUUAGCAUUGAGCAGGAGUUUUUGACCGAGGCCAUACCAGUGGAUCUCAUUGGAAUCAACAAUAAUCUGAUGAAACAAUACAUUGAAUUUGUGGCUGACCGUCUUCUUGCUGACUUGGGACUCGCUAAGGUUUACCAAGUGGAGAAUCCAUUCGACUUCAUGGAGUCCAUUUCGCUAGAAGGGAAAACCAACUUCUUUGAGAAACGAGUAGCUGAGUACCAGAGGUUUGGAGUUAUGUCAUCAAGCAUGGCAGACUGUGAAUUCACACUGGAUGCAGACUUCUGAAGCUGGGACUGCCCUCUGUUACACACCUGAUACCUCUGACAUAUUUAUUUAUUUGUUUUAUGCACUAGCUGGCACACAACAGCUGCAACUAACUGUUCUUUUCACUGUCCAUUAAUCUGUUGAUUAUUCUGUUGGUCAUUUGGUCCCUAAAAUGCAGAAAGUGAUUGGUGUCUUCAAAACUUAAAAUGGUAACAUCCGGAAUUUAUUUAUUUUCUCUCUCACUAACCAAAAAUAUUCCGUUUAACGACAUAGAGGAGCAAAUAAUCCAGAGCCAAUCCUUUAAAGUGAUAUUAGAGAAGUUUUUAUUUUAUAAAACUUAUUAUUAGAAUAGUUGAACAUUUAUUUAGUAUAAUUUAGUAUAUAGUAAAUAAGUGAAUUGCUGCAGCCCUAGCUGACAGUACAGAACAAGCAUAUAUAAUACAAGCCCAGAUUUAUUCAAAUAUGAGUAGAAUUGACGAUAUUUCCUACCACGUUAUGUUGGAAGAGGGUACCUAUGUAGAUUAUAUUUUAUCAGGUCUGCAGGUCUGUGUUCUGGUUUCUGUGGUGAAAGGUUUUAACAGUUUUUGUCAUUUUUAAUGUACAAUAACAAUGUUUUGCAAAAAAAAACGUCUUUGAU
Molecule: messenger RNA, 1805 nt
Organism: Solea senegalensis (Senegalese sole)
Lineage: Eukaryota; Metazoa; Chordata; Actinopteri; Pleuronectiformes; Soleidae
Gene: rrm2b
Product: ribonucleotide reductase M2 b
Exons: 9
Coding region: 92-1189 (365 amino acids)
Biological process (GO): deoxyribonucleotide biosynthetic process
Cellular component (GO): cytosol
Molecular function (GO): ribonucleoside-diphosphate reductase activity, thioredoxin disulfide as acceptor
Source: RefSeq, a predicted model, not a curated record